GAAUACCACGAUGAACAAGGCAGAAGCAAAAGGGAGCAGCUAUAAUCUGUCCUUGACAGCUGUUUCCAUUGGCUUGAUGUAAAAUCAAACGUGAUGAAAUCUCCUAAAUUUAACACUUCACCUAGCCCCUUAGCUAUGCCAGUGAAUGCCAACACAGUUUCAAGCAAGUGGCAGAUGGUUUCUGUAUAGCCCAGCUCCCACAAUGGAAAAAAAAACGCGGAGUACUUUUUACUUGGUGAUCUGAAGAGUCUUGACGCGAGUCGGUGUAUGAGCCCUGCAGUGUCUUGAAAUGAUCUGCGCCAGUGCUAUGUAACGCAGUGAGUCCAGGGUGUCCUGCACAGUGUAUGUCCGAAAUGGAGUUGACAGAUUUACAAAGAGACCCUCCUGCACAGUGUUCAGCAGGGCCAGUGGGAGAUGACUUGUUUCACUGGCAGGCAACAAUCAUGGGACCGAACGACAGUCCUUACCAAGGUGGGGUUUUCUUUCUGACCAUACAUUUUCCUACAGAUUAUCCUUUCAAACCACCAAAGGUUGCUUUCACAACGAAGAUCUACCACCCCAAUAUUAACAGCAACGGCAGCAUCUGCCUUGAUAUCUUACGGUCACAGUGGUCACCAGCACUCACAGUAUCGAAAGUUCUGUUGUCCAUCUGCUCUCUCCUUUGUGACCCCAACCCUGAUGAUCCACUGGUACCAGAGAUCGCUCACACCUACAAAGCUGACAGGGAAAAGUACAACAGACUAGCAAGAGAAUGGACACAAAAAUACGCAAUGUGAGAAUGGGGGGGGGAGAGCGCGAAACAUUUUACAUAAACACAAGCAGAGAAAACAAAUUGACAGACCCUGGACAGAGAAAAAGAGAGAGAGACACAAGCUCCAGUGCAACCUGGUUAAAGAUUGGUGACCUGCUGCCAUGUGCCAUUCAUGAAGACUUUUGCACGUCUGCUGUGGAGAGGCAGAGGAAGCCACAACACUCCACUUUAGAGAAUGAUGUAACCUCCUUGUUUCUGAUCGCUCCAGAUGACCAACCUGGAAUCAAGACUGUCUCUUUUCUUUUUAUUAAUAUCAUUAUUACUACUCUUAAUAUUAAUAUACUGAAUGCGAAGUAUCUGGAUGAGAAUUUGGAAGGACCUCAGCAGUUGCCUGACACUCCUCCUUGAAAUACAGUUUAUCCUUGCUUUCCCUCAGAAGCUAUACAGGGUGCUAUGUAAUGUAUAUGUGUACAUUUGUGACUUGCUUUCCUAAAAGCAGGCUCUUUGGUGUUAUUCUCAGUAACGAUAUGUUUAAUAUUACUAAUGGGCCCUGAAAGAAAACUCUAAUUGGAGCCAUGUUGAGGAUUAGUUUGCAGAAAUGGCCUUGUAAUGUCAGGAUUUGUACAGGAACACAUUUUCUAGAACAAAAAACAUGAUCUUGAAACUCAAAGAGUAAGGGUUUGGGAGAGAGGGUCUCGUGUGUGUGCAUAUACAUACAUAGAGAUGCACUGUUGUGAAUUUGUGUUGUAUGUGCAGGCAAGUGUCCUUUUAUCUGAGGAACAAUCAGACUCUGCUUGCCUUAGUUUUUGGUCAUUGUGAAUUAGGGAGCUAGACUGUAGUGGGGAUAUGAACCACUCUUAGUGGUAUUCUCUGUUCUCUACUCACUGUUUAUCCAUGAAAAGCCAUGACUGGCUCUUGACGUGUACAAAUGCAUUGGCAAACACUGUUCCGGUAGUUCUAAGAUCGCAUAUUUGCCCUGUUGAUCGAGUUGAGACUUACUAAUUACACCUCUGCCAUCUAUUCAACUUGGACAAACUUGCUUGCUGAUUGCUGACCUUGCUCGCUUUCUCGACCACUUUGAGGCUGUCACCUUCAAAGUUAGAGAGGACAGAUCGUGAACUAGCCAGUCUUACCUAGUUGAAUGGAUGGUAUUUGGUAGAGGCAUUAUCAGCAGGAUACAAGUUGUUAAACUGGGUCAUUUUGAUGCAGUCUUAAUACUAUUGAAACGCUGUUUGCAAUAUUAUUUGAAUCUCAAUCUGGUUAUGAUAUGUAGCUGUGGCCCAUCACUAAACCUUAAACUAUUUCUUCAAGUGUGCACACUACAUAUUUUCAAAGUUUCUGAAUAUAAGUUGUUAGUUUACAUUAAAUAAUGUGUUUUAGGAUGCAUACAUUGAACUUGUUUUAAACAGAUUCAUGCUAAAAAGAAAACAUGAUAUUUGGUAUCAUGCACUGUGUUGUUAGUUCAGUUCAAAAGUACCGUAACUGCAGCAUAGAUUUAUAUGUACAGGAUUUUGUGAAAAAUCAAGUUUCUUUCACCUUAAUUCUAUAACUCCCUGUAAGUGUAUUAAAUGCAGUUAACUUGAUUUAGAUAUAAGCCAGACCUGAUAUUUCACUACGUGUACCUCCAUCUUUCUUUCAUCUUGCAGAAAAUCUUCUCAUGCCGCAUUCAUGAGAAUCAGAAAUGGUGCAACAGACAUGGAGCUGUUUUUAACUGUAUUCUUGUUUUACAUGAAGAUUGUCAUCUAGGUUCUACAGGUCAAUACUGCUGACAGGCUAAACGCAAAGGUGAUCAGUACAGGUGGAAUUCACCCUACUUGAGUGAAAUUCAGUGCAAAAAAGGCAUUCAGAACCAUAGCUGUGACUUAAAGGGCAUACAUUUGUUGUUAUGAAAAUAAUUAUAUUUUAUUAUUGCUUAUUUAGUUUACAGUCUUCAUUAUAGGCAUUUUACACAGUGAUACACAGUAGUUUAUAGGGAUAUAUAUCCCAAUCAAUUAAAAAGUGAAAGUGAAGAUGUCCAUUUGAAUCAUAAACCUUAUAUUCACAUUAUUUAUUCAUUGCUUGCAUUAUAUCACUGGUUCUGAUUCAAGUUAACACAUUUCGAUCAGUGUUUCAUUGUAUUAAGAGCCAGAUGUAAAUUCUAAUGCCCUAAUAGUAUACAACAUUAAGCAAACACAUUUUUGAAAGUUCAUCUUUGGUAGCGACAACAUUUUAGAAGAAUUGCUUUCAGGCAUGCAUAUUUUCGGGUUUACAGCUCAAAAAGCAAUGCUUGAAACAAUAAUAUAUACGCCUGUUCCCAACUCCUCUCUUUUUAAUCAGUUGGGAACCUUCUGCUUCAGUGGCUAUACACUGAGGUUGAAGUGAAUGGUUGGAGGUGUUAGCAAGGUGAAAUGUUAAAAGCCUUUCUCCUCUGCAUGAGUUUCUAGAACAGUCUCUUCAUUGCAGAUUGAAUGCUACAAUCAUAUAAUCCAUUGACUUAACUGUAGUUAUGCACUGGUCCAUCUGUCAAAAAGGAAUCUUUGUAUAGUUUAGAAAACUGUCAUAAUUUCCACAAUUAUAAAGCAAUCAAGAGAUUAACAAAGAUGUGGUUAAGGAAAAGGAGUAAAGGCAGGCAAAUGUUUGCCAAACGCAUAGGUCUAGUGAUUAGUUAAAGCUGCUAAUGAAGUAGCUGUUUUGGCAGCAUCUCCGCAGUGUCAUGUAUUUACCUGUUUGGGACUUUUAAGCCAGCUACAGGGGUUGGACUGGGCCAUUCACAGCAAGACUAGCCUCAGUUCACACUUGACCCAGAACUAGAUAUCAAACAGCUUCUGUUCUUUUCAGACUCUGAAAAAGGGCUGCCUUUUGUUUCUUUUCUGUUUCUCAAGAACACACAUAGCUGUUUCUAGUGUAAUUAAGGCUACGAUUUUGGCACCAAACUGUUUUUAAGUCUAUUACCAGUUCACAUGUCCCUGCAACUUUGCAGGGAACUAAAACGAUAAUCUUUGAUCACAAGGAAGCAGAACACAGGAUAUUUUACAGCUACAAUUUCUACUGGAAUACUUUUGAAUGUAAUGCAUUUACGUGAAGGUAGUGUUCAAUUUGUUACCACAGAGCAGAAUUGUUUAUUAUUGUUGCUGUGCAGUGACAUGGUUGGAGAGCAUACCUAGCACAUCUGUGCUUUUUGUAUUUAAUUAAUUUAUUCAUUAUUUAUUAUAUUCCAAGUGUAGGGUGAGUUGAUAGUGGUCUCCAGUCAUGACCUUUUCCUCUGUGUGCUUUUGAUGCGAUUCUUGGUCAAACACUGAAACAAUAUCUUGCCGAUUGUUUUUUCAGAGAUUGUCUUUACAUCUGGAGAACAGUUUUGUGGCUUGCUCUGUACAAUGGGCUGACGAAGAAAGUGUUUUGAAAAGCCAUUUGCAAGAUUUCAGGGAUUUUAUUACUAUUCAUAGUCUAUCUGGCACCUUUGUCAAAAUCUUAGCCUUAACUAUAAUCGUAUCCUGUAUAUAAAUACUGUAAAAACACAAUCAGGGCUUUAGAAUUUUUUACAAGGCAGGGGAAUCCGUGGUUUCAUUUCAGCAUGAGCCUAAUAAAAAGUGAAUCUUAAUGCAAACUUUUUUACUCAGUGUUUUGCUCAUUUGAAAUCCUGGAUGCCCCAGUUUUAAGUGUACAGGCAUCACCUUAUUUUCACUUCGAUCGUGAAUGAUUCUGAAUGCACGGCCAGCCCUCACCCCACCCCCUUCGCCCCAACACUUCCUUCCCAGUAUGUUCAGAUACCAUUUGGCACAGAGAAAUUCAGAUGUACCAACACUAAAUUAAUAAAGCUCCUUUUGUUUUAUAA
Molecule: messenger RNA, 4562 nt
Organism: Lepisosteus oculatus (spotted gar)
Lineage: Eukaryota; Metazoa; Chordata; Actinopteri; Semionotiformes; Lepisosteidae
Gene: ube2d4
Product: ubiquitin conjugating enzyme E2 D4
Biological process (GO): protein K48-linked ubiquitination
Cellular component (GO): nucleus
Molecular function (GO): ubiquitin conjugating enzyme activity
Source: RefSeq, a predicted model, not a curated record